Psilocybe cubensis is the source of this 1191-nucleotide messenger RNA. RefSeq lists its product as uncharacterized. The record is from RefSeq and is a predicted model, not a curated record. The transcript has 6 exons. NCBI's taxonomy places the organism in Eukaryota, Fungi, Basidiomycota, Agaricomycetes, Agaricales, Agrocybaceae. Gene Ontology annotation, molecular function: oxidoreductase activity. The coding region runs from base 1 to 1191 and encodes 396 amino acids.
AUGGCUAUUGAACUACUUCCGAUCCCUCUGCCAGAGACCGCAGACCCUUCCAAGUUCACAAAGUUUGGCAGGGAAGUCAAAGGACUCGACCCGGCGAACUUUACUCCCGAGCAAUUUGAAGAACUCAAGGAUGCACUCUACAAGUAUGACGCCCUUCUCUUUCGCAAUGUCGACAUGACACCAGAGCAGCAGUAUGCGUUAACAAAGGCUUUUGAUCCUGCUUCCGAGAAUUAUGGACACGGAAAUAAGCAGACUGAGGCUGACAAGAAGUCAAUCCUACAUCCCGAUCUCAAGACUAUCCCUCGAGUCCCACAAGUUCAGCUCAUCGGCAAUGGCACUGUUUACAACCACGAGGGGCUAGCUGAGGCCCGUUUAAAGCACCCCCACCACAAGACUUUCCACAAGAGCAUCGUGAGCCAGGAAGACGAAGACAAAGGCGUCACCCGAUUCUACCGAUGGCACAUCGACGCUGCACUGUACAACCUUUCGCCGCCAAAGGUCACAACUUUAUAUGCUCUCAAUGUGCCUCAGGGACCGAAGCAGGUUGUGAGGUAUGACGACGGUUCCGGAGACGAGCUUCCGGUGCCGCUUGGGACAACUGCUUUUGUAUCAGGCAGGACGAUGUUCGACAUCCUGCCAAAGGAACUCAAGAGCGUCGCUGUUCGUUCGCGGGUCAAGUACGCUCCUCACCCCUAUGUGUGGAUGGCCCCGGCUCGCGCCAAGUCGACGGGGCUUGGGAUAGAGAGUGACGGCCUCGAGUCAUCUUUUGACGACCUUCCUCCAUGGGAAGAGUCUCGUCGAAAGGUCUACCCUGUGGUGUGGAAGAACCCUGUCACAGGAGAACUCUCAUUCCAAGUACAUCCGUGUGGCGUAGCGGAAUUGCAUAUCGACCCUAUCCCUGAGGGAAACCCACGAGAUGGAGCGUUGUACCCGGACGGGGCCCAUCUCACGGAUCUCAAAGAAGUCAGAGACUUACUUUAUAGUAUGCAAAGACCUGCAAUAAGUCCAGAGUUCGUAUAUCCUCAUGACUGGAAAGAGAAAGAUAUGGUCCUGUUCCACAAUCGAGGACUACUUCACACUGUCGUUGGAGCUUUCAAACCAGACCAGGUGCGGGCAUUUCAUCAAUGCAACUUGGCUGCAUCGGAUGAGCCCACUGGGCCGACUGCUGACGAUGUCAAGAAAUGGGCCUAA